AUGAACAAUACCCUCGCCACCCGGGUGUUGUUGUUGGGAGCGGCGGUGCUGCUAGUCCUCAACUGGUUCAUAUUCCGAGAGGUAAUGCAGCGGCCAACGGGAAGCGAGGCGGAGGGGGGGAGGGCGGCAAUAGCUGCAGAGAUGCACAAGAAAGUCGCGGUGGACAUCAUCGAACUGCAGCUGGAGCGGAAGGAGACGCGCAUCCGCCAGCUGGAGCGCGAUCUUGAUCUGGCCACCCACUCGGGAGCUGGUACCGGAGCAGGGGGGAGAGGGGCACGCGAGCCGCAGGUGCUGAGCGUGGGGUGGGAGUGGAGCGGACGCAAGACACGCAAGGUGACCUUCCACGACGGCAACACUGCCUACGUGUACGCCACCACCUACGACGGCUCCAUGGCCUCGCCCGACCAGCCCACAGUGGACUGGUGGGACAAGGUGGACAACCGUUGGUGGGAGAUGGACACCUACUUCAUCUACAAGACCUUCAUCGGACCCCAGAGUUCCUUCAUCGAUUUCGGCGCCUGGAUAGGACCCACCGUCCUCUACGGCGCCACUCUGGCCAAGGCUGCGUACGCGCUGGAGCCCGACCCAUACGCGUUUGACGAGCUGCGAGCCAACGUCGCCCUCAACCCGGAGCUGCAGGCCAAGACCAAGGUGUACUGGCGCUGCAUCAUGGACAAGCCUGGUAUCUACCCGAUGGGAGGCGGCGGAGGCGACAGCAUGGCCACCGUAGGGCAGGGCACCCACCCCAAGAGCUGGAAGGUGGACUGCCUCACGCUGCCCCAAUUCAUCGAGGAACACCGGAUCGAGAACCUCGACCUCAUCAAGAUGGAUACCGAGGGGGCCGAGCAUAUCAUCCUGCCCUCCUUCAAGAGCUGGCUCCUGAAGCAAACCAAAAAGCCGACGCUGUGGCUCAGCAUCCACAAGUGGAACUUCGGCCCAGGAGGCGAGGAGGCCGUGCUGGACGUGCUGCGUCUGUACAGGCGCGUGCUCGAGGGCGACUCACUCACGCUCGACCUCAACACUUACGUGCUCUGCAACUUCUGCACCAUCCUUGCCACCGACUCGGACGCGCCCAUCUACCGCGGAUGA
Messenger RNA from Acanthamoeba castellanii str. Neff, 1089 nucleotides. RefSeq names its product methyltransferase, FkbM subfamily protein. The record is from RefSeq and is a predicted model, not a curated record. Lineage: Eukaryota; Discosea; Longamoebia; Acanthamoebidae. The coding region runs from base 1 to 1089 and encodes 362 amino acids. The transcript is spliced from 4 exons.